This is a messenger RNA of Mesorhabditis spiculigera, 327 nucleotides long. NCBI's taxonomy places the organism in Eukaryota, Metazoa, Nematoda, Chromadorea, Rhabditida, Rhabditidae. The record is from the annotation of a GenBank genome assembly.
AUGUCUUCCUCCUACUGGGAAGGGCCACGAUGGCGGCGGUCGCAGCCCUCUGACGCCUCAAAUCUCUAUGAUACCGAUGCCGGCUUCGAGAACUGGGCGACAAACCCGCGGUCCCGGAGAUCGUACCAGAUCGAGGAUGACGGUUACUACGGCUCGUUUUCGGAGCCGCUUUGGAACUUCCCACGAGAUCGGCGAGGUCAGCCGGCCGACAUGGAGGGCUUCUACGAUGUGGCAGCCUACGAGCCCUCGUGGCAACUCUCCCGUCGCCGCCGCGCCCAGCCGAUCGACAUCGAUUUGUACGAGAACCCGGCGUGGAACUAUCAGUUU